Messenger RNA from Brenthis ino (lesser marbled fritillary), 198 nucleotides. The record is from the annotation of a GenBank genome assembly. Lineage: Eukaryota; Metazoa; Arthropoda; Insecta; Lepidoptera; Nymphalidae.
AUGCGAAACGAAUAUGAUUCUGAAAAUGAUAACGGAGAAAUCAUACCAGGUGAAUGGCGCACAGUAACUCCUGAAAAUGAUUGUUUUGUUGCCUUGCCAAGAGAGGUCAAUACAAAUCUGUGUCCUGAAGAUACAAGGAACGAGUUGGUUGAAUAUUUUCUCUCAGAUGUCGGAAGCUUAGAAUGGCAGUAUGAUCAA